GCCGAGCCCAGCCUGGGGGUCAGGCUUUCUCACCUCCCACAGCAAAGUACUAAUUAAAGCGUUAGACUGACUAGUGGAGUCACCUCGACCAGCCGUUUUAAUUUUUUGAUUUUUGAAUAGUUCAGCCACUAUUCCAUCAAGUAGCCGUGAACGCUCUGUGCCAGGGUACUUCGCUAGCUCCGGAGAUUCUGUAAAGAGACCUGCAACAAGCCAGUUAACCAGAAGAUAAAAAACGUUCGAAUCAAAUCAAAAAGGACCAGAAGAGUCAGUUUCUGCAACCGCGAGGAAAUUCUGGCUCUAGAGUCUUAGGACUCAAAGAGGAGCAGGAUCGAGUGACUUGAUGGAGUGCCUGCCGGCUCUGUGAAGGGCAAUGUGCAUCAUGGAUGCCGAACCUGCGGGGGAAGCUGGCCUUAGCGCUUCUCUCAUCUCACAAUGUUUUACCCCAGUCAUAUAUCCACAUGAGUGGGUCUCUGGACAUUUCUCGAAAAUGGGAAAAGAAGAAUAAAAUUGUUUAUCCUCCACAGUUGCCUGGAGAACCUCGGAGACCAGCAGAAAUCUACCAUUGUCGAAGGCAAAUAAAAUACAGCAAAGACAAGAUGUGGUAUUUGGCAAAAUUGAUACGAGGAAUGUCCAUUGACCAGGCUUUGGCUCAGUUGGAAUUCAGUGACAAAAAGGGGGCCCAAAUAAUUAAAGAGAUUCUCUUAGAAGCACAAGAUAUGGCAGUGAGAGACCACAAUGUGGAAUUCAGAUCCAAUUUAUAUAUAGCUGAAUCGACUUCAGGGCGAGGCCAGUACCUGAAACGCAUCCGAUACCAUGGCAGAGGACGCUUUGGGAUCAUGGAGAAGGUUUAUUGCCAUUACUUUGUGAAGUUGGUGGAAGGCCCCCCGCCUCCACCUGAGGCACCGAAGACAGCAGUCACCCAUGCCAAAGAGUAUAUUCAGGAGCUCCGCAACCGGACCAUUAUUCACACUCUGUGAUGGGGAAUUCAGACUCUACAGUGUAUAUAUUUUGCCAUUUAUUUCUUAAAAACAAACAGAUUAAAGAUAAAUGCUUUUUAUUGCAACAUGAAGUAUAAUUGCUCGUUUUAUAUGAAUAUGUAUAAGGCUUUGCCCAUCUUUUUUGAGCCUCUGGGUAUAUUUGUGCAUUUGCAACUUGGAAGGGGAAAUCAGCUUUAAACAGUAGCACUACAAUUCAGAAGGCUUUUUUGAAUACCUUUGGAAGGGAAUGUUAACUUUCCAAAAGCAGGUGGCAGUUUUGAUACUGGACUUGAGUAGAAUGUUACAGAAUAAGAAAUACAGAAUAAGUUAUACAGAAUAACACUUAUUCUUAUACAGAAUAAGUUCUUGUUUUACUUGAUCUUCUCGGGACUGGGGAGGAGGUGGUGGAGGAGAGCAUAGCUACAUGUAUUUUAGGGCAUUCUGUAGUUCUGUUUCUACUUUCACUGUUGGCAUAGCCCGGUGGGCAAGACAUUAUAUUUUCCUUUACUGCUUUAGCAGUGACUUGAAAUUACAGAAGUUUAUUAGAUACAUUAAUCUAGAACUCCAAGAACCCUCUAACUGAGAAAGUUUUCUUCUAGUUAAAUAAAGACUGUUUUCAUGUCUCCUUCCAACAAUGCUUUCUAUUGCUUGGUUAUCUUGUUGAGGAUUGAUUCAUUUUUCAGAGUAAAUUCAAUUACCUAGAGAAGAAUUGAACCAGUCUGAGCAUUGCAUUCUAAAAUAAGGCAGUAGGUGGCACUCAUUUACCUCUUAUUAACAGAAAAUUGUUAGUAUUAAGUUUGAGUGUUCAGCACUACCUGGCUCUCAUUGAUACAAGUGUUUUCACUGACAAGAAGCCCUUGGUCCACACCCCUAGUCCGAUGCUACUCAAACUUUGGUAUACAUAGGAGGACCGUGGGGUACUUGCUUAUUAUUCCAGUCUUCUGGGUCUCUCCCACAUGACUGAUUCAUGAGGUCUUGUGAGGGGUGAGUUUCAGAAGUCUAUAUUUAAAAAAAAAAAACAAAGACUUCUGGAUGAUUUUGUUUAUAUGGAACCGCACUUGAGAAUACUCCUCUAGUCUGAAGAAUGUGGUUAUAGUGCCAUGUUUUAAGAUGGCAUUAAUGAUUACUACUAUUUACUGGAACCUCAUUAUUUGCCAAGCUCUGUGCUAGUAUUUUUCAUAACUCUUCAUAGUAUCCUGCAAACCAAAGGUAUUAUUUUGUCACUUUAUAAAGGAAGAAACUAAAGCACACAGAAUUCAAAUAACUAUUUCAGUGUUACACAGAGUAUAAAAAUAUUGGAGUGAUGAUUUUUUUAAAAAGAUUUUACUUAUUCAUGAGAAUACACAGGAGAGAGAGGCAGAGACACAAGCAGGGUCCAUGCAGGGGCCCGCCAUGGGACUCAAUCCUGAGUCUCCAGGAUCACACCCUGGGCUGAAGGCAGCAGUAAACUGCUGAGCCACCUGGGCUGCCCUGGAGCAAUGAUUUACAGUAGGUUUCUAAAGUACCUGGUUCUGUCUACCCAAUGAAUAUACAGGUGGGUUUUUGUGCUCCGGUUAACCUGUGGCGUGGUUGAGAAGACAAAGGGCUCAGUGGAAUAAACCACUAAGGCUUAGGACAGAUUCAUUCUGGGUCCUAAGUUACUGUGGCAUGGAUUCAUGGAAAUAGUAUUAUUUGGAGUGGUAAAAUCUUCAUUCUAGUCCUUGAAUACUCACUAACCAGUAAGAAGACUAUGAGCAGGUCCCUUCCUUCCCUGGCCUCUAUUUUGCUCAUCUAUAAAACAAGAGGUUCAUUGUUUCUUUUAGACCACCUUCCGAAUCACUUGAAGAGUUGGUUAAAAAAUGCAAAUUCUGGGUGGUACUCUCAUACUAAGUGAAUCUGAAUCUGAGGUGAACACUUGAACAAAUGCACCAGUGAUGUGCAUACUGGAGAAUCACUGGACUAGAGGGUCUUUGUGCUCUCUCAGUGCAGAUGUUCCAUGAUUCUUAGCCGAGGAGUCCUUAAUUCCUCAGGCAUGACUCAAGCCAAGUGGUGAUGUGGACUCCAUAACUAUUUUCAAAGAGUUAAGGGCUAAACAGACCUUGGAUUCUAAUGAAGGAAAUUUGAUGUGAUCUAAGGUGAAGCUUUCAUCUGGAAAUGCUUCUGAUGUGUUAAAAUGUGUAAUAGUGAAUGUACAGCUCUGUGUAUCUAGCACUGUCUUAAGCACUCUUAUGUACAUCAUCUCAAUGAAUGUUCCC
This is a messenger RNA of Nyctereutes procyonoides (raccoon dog), 3211 nucleotides long. It is a transcript of the gene MRPL22, whose product is annotated as mitochondrial ribosomal protein L22. The record is from RefSeq and is a predicted model, not a curated record. The transcript is spliced from 7 exons. Gene Ontology annotation, biological process: translation; ribosome assembly. Gene Ontology annotation, molecular function: structural constituent of ribosome. Gene Ontology annotation, cellular component: ribosome; mitochondrial large ribosomal subunit. Bases 384 to 977 code for a protein of 197 amino acids. NCBI's taxonomy places the organism in Eukaryota, Metazoa, Chordata, Mammalia, Carnivora, Canidae.